AUGAGUGACAGAAAGAUUGGCAAGCCUGUUUCCAAAUCCCCCAGGAAGCCAGGCACCUUGCCAGCAUAUGAAUCUCCACGAUCUGCUCCCACGCCUAGUGACACGGCUCGAUCUAAAAAGACACCAGCUGCACAACCAGCUGCAGCUUCGACAAGUCGCCCAACUGCAGCGUUUGUUCGCGGUAAUGCUUUCUCUGAGAUGAGAGCGCGAGGCAUCGACACCAGCAAGCUGCCUCGAAAAAGCUCUGCAAGCUCAGACCCCUCCAGUCCAAACUACAAAAUCCCGCGGAUUGGCUCGAGCCUGGAUUAUGAUAGGGAGCUGGCCAUCCCCAUGCCCAAACCGCCCCAGAGACGUUACAAUACAAGUGAGAAAAGUGGUCCUUCCCCAAACCCUGCUCCCUUCUCCCACUUGCGGAAGGGUUCAUUACCAGAGGCUGUUGUCCCAAACAAACAGGUUGAUAACAUUUAUGCAACGGUUGGGAAGAAACGAUCUCGCCUGCAGACACUGAAGUCGAAGCUCAGUUUCAAGGACCUUCACAAGGAGGCGACAACCCGUGACCAGGUGGUUCCCCCUCUUCCCAGCGGCUUGUCAUCCGAGAAGCAUGAUGCUAGCAAGGUCUCAGUUCCUGGAUCUCCUGCUGCCCCGGCGACGUGUGAAAGUCCCCGUAUUCAGGACGGUACUGCAAACAGCAGAUUGUCGACGCCGUCAUCGGUACCAGGUGCUAAGGUGGAUCUGAAUAACGACAAUGAGAAACCUGCAGUAGGUCCAAUUCCACGGCUUCGACCCAAGGCUUCGACCUCUCCCUCAAGCCCUGGACUCUCUACCCCUGAAGGGUUGCCCCCAAAGAGCAAAACUUCUUUAUCUGGCAGUUCAGCAGAAGGCGACACACCUCCCACGCAUGGUGAUCGCUCUAAUGGCUCAAGCAGAUUCAAGUAUCUUCCUAGAUUGUGGCCCGACAACUCUAUGCCAUCGACUCCAUCUCCGGCACCCAGAGCAAUACAUCCUGCGCACCGCUUACUUGGAGCAGGGCUGACAUCUAGCCCCCUCUCAAAAACUGUUUCUCAAGGCGACGAAAGUCCUGGCGAAAUCGAGCCGCUGCUGCUUGAAAGCACAGAAAUACUUGAGACUGGAGAUCUUAGCCCUUACGCAGCCGAGUUUGCGAAAAUCGUUAGAGCUAUCCAGGGGCAAACGGACAUCAAGAUUAACAAAUUGAGUGUGACUGUCUCGGAGUUGUCCAAGUGGGUGCAUGAUCAACUUGAUGCUCGAGCUGCAGAUAUCGAAGAUAUCAAGCGCACAAAUGCUGAGCUUCUUUCGCGAAUGUCAGCAGUUCAGGAGGGACUCCGUAAGUCAAGGCUGAGCGCAGAGCUGGAUCUCGCAAAGACAACUCAGCGAGUGAAGCAUCUCGAAGAAAGGUUCGCAAUAGCCGACAGAGAGGAUAUUGAGCCCUUGAAGAAGACCGCGAAGGGGCUGAACGAGAAGAUUAACGAUAUGAGUGAUCGGUGUCGGGAAAGUACAGUCAAACUUUCCCGGCUCGUGGACACCUAUGGAAAGAAGCUUACGAAGAUUGAAAAGGAACGGUCAAAGUUCUCUUCGCCUCCGGUCAAAUUCGGUUCUUUCUCGAGCGAGCGUAGUGAGCUCAGCUCUGGAUCAGUGUCAUCUUCGUUAACCCGACUAUCUCCACUUCCGCGGUCCAUCACUGGUUUCUUACCCCGGCAGAGUGGCACGCUCAAUGGCUCACAAACGACAAAGACAGGGUCUAUCUUUCCCCGCAGCUUGUCUUUCAAGAGCAAGGGAGUUUCUUCUCCCGCUGGAUCCAGUGCCCCGAGCAGUUUCAGUCAGCCUCAGGACAGAGCUUGCAGUGCCAGCGAGCCGAAGAAGCGACCUCCUCUGUCCUUUGGUAAACAGGACACUGACGGCUCUGGUUCGACUCAUUCUACAGGCAAGUAUUCCUGGCUUCCUCGUCUUUCAAGGGAAGAGCAACGAGGAUGUGAUGAGCGGGUGUACAUCUCAUCCGUCCCUUUGCCCCCUGAAAACAGCUCGCCCUUUGAUGAAGAACAUAAAAUCUGGGAGCGUGGGACCACUCCCGCAAGCGAAAGCCAAGCACUAGGCGUUGAUCUACGGACCGACACUUCAACAGAACCAUCAACCCCAGUCCCUGCUUCGGAGGUAGAUUCAUCGCCAAACUUGCCCGAUCUACCCUGUCUCUCUGUCGAUCAAGCGAGAAGCAACUCUGGAUCAUAUGCUCCAGAGAGGGCUCUUCCACGAAUUCCUGAUAUUCCGCAUGAGGAAUCGUCUUCACACCGGUGGCUUCCUGUUAAGUCUGCUACAUCCAAUGCUCAAAGACAGAUUCUUUCAUCUGCCAGAUCAGUGGAGGACAUGCGUCGUCGACGUUCUCAGAAAGCUCGUGACGGGAGCGUCUCAGGCAAGUAA
Penicillium diatomitis is the source of this 2430-nucleotide messenger RNA. RefSeq lists its product as uncharacterized. The record is from RefSeq and is a predicted model, not a curated record. NCBI's taxonomy places the organism in Eukaryota, Fungi, Ascomycota, Eurotiomycetes, Eurotiales, Aspergillaceae. Bases 1 to 2430 code for a protein of 809 amino acids. The transcript has 2 exons.